AUGAAAUGGUUAGGAAGAAAGAAAUCCAGCACAGGAGGGCUGCAGCACGACUUGGAACACAGGGACAGGGUAAUAACUAGCGCGUUUGCAUUUGGCCCCGAAGAUGUCAUCAGGAAGAAGUUUGCUCAAGAUUUUCACCAUACUAUUACUAAUGAAUGUAUCAGCGGCAAUCUCUCCGUUUUGGACUGGCCAAUUUUAUACGCUCUGAUGCUCAUAGUGAUUCCGUUCAUUCCUGUUUACGCAACUAUUCUGCUACUCAGGAAAAUGAUCAAAGCAAUAACAUAUCAAGCUAUGCUGCCGGGUGUCUUUGGAUUCUGCUUUCUUGCCAAUGCAUCGGAGGCAUCCGGGCUCUUAUCUCCAUCUCUAAUUGGUUACGCAGGACCCAUCAUUGUUGGUCUUGUUCCUAUAAUAAGCCCGAUGUUAUCUCUUUAUUACAUUAAACCAUAUCGUGAUUGGAUAAAUGACACUUUCGCGGAGUCAUUGGACUCUCCCCGGAAUUUUCUAAGCAAGUCUCAUCCUUUCACCCGUACCUCAUCUGAUCUUCAAUCAGACGAUCCUGCACAAAAGUUCUUCAAGUUCACCAUAGUAACAAAAAGAGGCGCUAAGAAUGGAUUCUGUGGUGAUAAGCACUCUGCAUAUGUAAUUGAAAGAACUCCUAAACAACUCAAAAUAUAUUCCGCUAUCGUCGGCAAUUUAGCGGUGUGUGACCUUAUUGCCUGCGUUGCGUCACUUCUCAUCGUGCAUCAAAGAGUAAUCCCAAUCAGAAUGUCAUUAUUCUACAUUUCAUAUGGACCUUGCUGCCAACUUGGAACAGCAGUGUGCAAUGCUGCAUACAACAUCUGGCUGCACUGUUUUCCGCACAGUUUAUAUAUUCUGCUAGUGUUAUUCUCUUACCGCUACUACGUACUUUUGAAGCCAUUACCAAAACUGCAUACCAUGAUCAACAUUACAGCACUUGUCUAUAUACCGUCUGGCAUACAGCUUGUAAUGACAUUUCUCGCGCUUGACAUGGGAGACGAUGCUAAAAAGCAAAUGAGUCAAGCAGUCAAUUUUGACAUAAGCAGUGACUGUGUCAGCGCUUAUUUGAAUAUACUCGAAUGGAAAACUUUAUAUAUUCUGUCACAUAUGUGUGCUCCAGUAUUUCCCGUCUAUAUAGCUAUCUUAAUACUGAGAAGAAAGAUUUUGAGGCAGCUGAAGAGUGAAGGAACAAUGUCGGAGAAAACCAUUCGGAUGCAUUCCGAGCUUCUCAAGGCUAUCACUUAUCAAUCGUGUUUGCCGCUCUUCCUGGGUGUUGGAGUUGUUGCCCUCUCUUUGGGAAAUCUCAUAAGUCCAAAUCAUCCUCUGCUCCAGUACUUGUACAAAAUUGUAGGUCUUGCUCCUAUUUUAAGUCCGCUACUAUCUCUCUAUUAUAUCCAACCAUAUCGGGGGUGGCUGCGGCAGAAAGCACCACGUUGGAACGCUUUGGUAUCCACACCGCGACUUUCUACUAUAGUUACCAGUAAUGCGAAUUUUACUGCUAGUGCUGUGCCAUGA
Cylicocyclus nassatus is the source of this 1533-nucleotide messenger RNA. The record is from the annotation of a GenBank genome assembly. Lineage: Eukaryota; Metazoa; Nematoda; Chromadorea; Rhabditida; Strongylidae.